Molecule: messenger RNA, 2082 nt
Organism: Strongylocentrotus purpuratus (purple sea urchin)
Lineage: Eukaryota; Metazoa; Echinodermata; Echinoidea; Camarodonta; Strongylocentrotidae
Gene: ogfod1
Product: prolyl 3-hydroxylase OGFOD1
Exons: 14
Coding region: 203-2074 (623 amino acids)
Biological process (GO): regulation of translational termination; peptidyl-proline hydroxylation
Cellular component (GO): cytoplasm
Molecular function (GO): iron ion binding; L-ascorbic acid binding; peptidyl-proline dioxygenase activity
Source: RefSeq, a predicted model, not a curated record
ACAUUCUACGCGGUCACACCAGCCGUCAGCCCAUCUACCCAUUCCAUGUCAACAUAGAGUCUACAGUGGAACCUGUACCUGCGACAGUUCCGAUAUCUGCAUGUUUUUCUACUGUACGCAAGCCACCCGAGCACCAAUUUCGAUGGCAGUUUAGAUUUGGUAUUUUAGCUAAUAUUAGAUCCACAGACCUUAUGUCAUCGCCAUGAGUGAGGCGAACAUCACAGAUAAACGAGACCUUUCCGAUGGUGGCCCUUCAGAGGAGGCACCGAGUCGUGUUAGUAGUCCUCCUAGGAAGAAGAAGCAGAAGACCAAUGGAGCCGUUGGCGUGCUGUCCCAUCCUGCAGAGAUCAAUGAAAAAUAUGUGGAGAAGAGCUUCAAGGAUUGUAUGAGAGCAGUUUUCCAAGAUGGAGUAGAAGCUACUCACAUAGGUACAUGUAUAGGUACAGAGGCAGCUGUGAUCACCAACCCAUUUACAUGCUGUGUUCUGCCAAACUUUGUGAAAGAUGAACGUUUCUUGAAAGGGCUCAAGGAGGAACUGCUAGAGCUUGAUUUCAACAACAAAUCAAAUGAUCUUUACAAAUUUCAACAGUCAGAUGCACUCCAGAACUUCACCUCCCUCUACAUAACAGCCCUGAAGAAACUGCUGUAUGAGGAUUUUCUCAGUUGGUUAAGAGAAGUUACUGGAAUUCCCUUCAUCAACACGUUUGAUCUCACAUGCUCCAAAUACAAUUACACAGAUGUGCUGCUUUGCCAUGACGAUGAGUUAGAAGGAAGACGGGUUGCUUUCAUUCUCUAUCUUGUCCCCACUUGGGCGAAGAAAGAUGGAGGGCUCCUAGAUCUAUUUGAUAUGGAUGAACAUGGACAACCCAAGUCAGUGGUCAAGUCUCUGGUGCCAAAUUGGAACAACUUUGUUUUCUUUGAAGUGACUCCAAAGUCAUUUCAUCAGGUUUCUGAAGUGUUGAAUCAAGACAAGUGUCGUCUCUCUGUGAGUGGCUGGUUUCACGGUCCUACAGUGCCAAGACCAGCCCCAUACAUAGAGCCCAGGUGUACCCUGACUCCACACGUUGAUACCCAGGAGACAUUAUUCUAUGAAUGGAUCAAUGAGAGUUACUUGGAUUUUGGAAAUCAGAGUGAGGUCCAAGACACGUUCUCAGAUGAAUCUGAAAUACAGCUGUCUAGGUUCUUUGAGAAGGAGAAAUAUGAAGCAGUUCUUACUCAGCUUCAGAAUAGUGACAUCAGAUGGAAGUCCAGAGGCCCUGCAAAUAAAAGACAUUACAAGUCAGCAGAGCUUACCUCCCUGCCACCCGUCAUUCAAGAGUGCCUGAGUGUGAUGCAGAGUGAACACAUGUUCCUCCUCCUCUCGAACUUCACCGCCCUCCGCCUCCACGCCCAAGCACCCUGCAGCGACGAUGAUGACGACGACGACGACGAAGAUGAGAUAGAAGAGGUGCAGGAGAAGACGGAAGAGGGUUUGGAUGAUGAAGAUGGAGAGAAGGUUAAUGGUACAAGAUGCAAGUCAGCCAGCGAGGAAAGUGAGAGCAAGCCAGAAGCAAGGAUAGUAGAUCAUGAUGAUGGUGAUGAGAGAGAAGGAGUAACUAAGGAGAGGGGAGAACAAUCAGACAAGGUGCAAGAUGGAGACGUUCAUGAACAGGGCACCAGUCGGAAGGAUGAAACAGACCUUCAAGAUGGCGUCGUAAUAAAGAUGAAACGUGAGGCAAGCACUCCUAGGUGUAGGGCAGAGGUCAGGAAGUGGACACACGGCUGCUACACUCUGCUGCAUGAUACAGACACAGAGGGCUCUGAGUUUGCUCUGGAUGCUUCAGUGUUCUUCAACACGCAUGGUGUGAGUCAAGCCACUGGGGGUUUCGUUUCCUACAUCGCAAAAGGAGAAGAUGAAGAACUACUGAGUGUGCUCCCUGAGGAAAAUUCUCUUUCACUGGUCUACAGAGACAAGGAGACACUGAAAUUUGUCAAACAUAUCAAUCAUAGCUACAGAACUAGCAGAGGGAGUAAUGGCAAUCCUCAAAACAGCCAUUGUGCCUUCUAUGAGCUGUACUUGGUGUACUAUGAAUAAUGGCAUGC